AUGGCCAAGAAGGAGGACACCACCGCCAAGAAGGAGAACGAAUCGAUGAUGGGCAAAGCCUACCGCUACAUGGACAGUUUCCACAACGUGGAACCUGACCGACCUCCGUCAUCGAUAGGAUGCCUCUUGACGGUGCUGAUGGUUCCUGUCGUGCUGAUUUAUAUCGUAGUAUGGGUGGUGCAACAUGAAGGACAGCCUCCGGUGGAAAGCAUGGUGAUCGACUGGUCAGUUUCAAAGGGUCCUUUCCCGAUGAAGGUUUCCUGUGCAGAGGCCAGCUGCUGGAUGUGGAUAUCGGGCUGCACGAGCGGCAGCUCUGAUCAAUGCAUUGCCAUGUCCAGCGGCGAGUCGAGGACCAUAGAGAUGUGCUAUUCCAAUGCUGCCCGCGAGGGUUUGCACAUGUGGUGGAGCUCCCCGAACGGCACCGACCCCACCACAGCGGGCGUGAAAAUCUACUCUCAGGCCUUGAACAUGGAGAUGAAUCAGCUUGUGGAGCCCGGCAGGUCUUCGAUGACCUACGUGAAGACCCACGACACGACGCAAGAAGAGAGCGACUACAACCACCUCCGUCAUGAAUGGUUCGUGAUGUACCUGUCCUCGCAGGCUCUCGAGCCUGCGCACCAGGGUGCCCGGGUAUGCAGAAGCGUGCACAGCAGUGCUCUUCGUUAUCAGGGGUCCUAUAGGAAAUCGGAUCCCGGCUGCAAGCCCCGAAAUGAUGGGACCGCUGCCCUAAACCCUAAAACGCUACUUGUAGCUUCUACGGCUAUACAUUAA
Messenger RNA from Symbiodinium sp. CCMP2592, 771 nucleotides. NCBI's taxonomy places the organism in Eukaryota, Dinophyceae, Suessiales, Symbiodiniaceae. The record is from the annotation of a GenBank genome assembly.